AUGGCAACAUCAGUGAAGGCUCAGCUACAAGAGGAGAGUGUACACAACCGAUACAGUGGAUACCCAGCUGGGCAGCGGGAGGCGGUGUCGCUUUGCCUUGAGGCCCGAGGCCCUGUGCACCGCAGCCACGGGGGCCCUCCUCUGCGACCCUCCUCUGCGACCCUCUGCCGCAGCCACUCCUCCCAGACAAAGGGAGAGUUAACCAGGCCAAAAAGACAAGCAAAACCUGCUGCAGAUGAAGGCUUUUGGGAUUGUAGCAUAUGCACCUUCAGAAACAGCGUGGAAGCCUUUAAAUGCAGCAUCUGUGAUGUGAGGAAAGGCACCUCCACCAGAAAGCCUCGAAUCAGCUCGCAGCUGGUGGCACAGCAAGUGGCACAACAGUACGCCACACCCCCACCUCCGAAGAAGGAGAAGGUGGAGAAGCAAGACAAAGGGAAGCCUGAGAAAGACAAGGGAAUUAGUCCCAGUGUCACCAAGAAAAAUGCCAACAAGAAAACAAAACAGUCCGAUAUUCUGAAAGAUCCUCCUAGUGAAGCAUACAGCAUACAGUCUGCAAAUGCUACAACAAAGACCAGUGGAUCGAAUCACACCUCAAGGCUCCUACUGAAAAACGUGGGCAGAAGCACUGCACAGCAGUUGGCAGUAACUGUGGGCAAUGUCACCGUCAUUAUCACAGACUUUAAGGAAAAGACUCGCUGUCCCUCCACAUCCUCAUCCACAGUGACCUCCAGUGCAGCAGAACAGCAGAACCAGAGCAGCUCAGGGUCUGAGAGCACAGACAAAGGCUCCUCCCGCUCCUCCACUCCAAAGGGCGGCAUGUCAGCAGUAAAUGAUGAAUCUUUCAGAAAUUGCACAUGGAAUUGUGAAAACUAUGGAUCAGGGUAUGAAAUUCAAAUCCUCCACCUGCCCAUGAAGCAGUAA
This is a messenger RNA of Artibeus jamaicensis (Jamaican fruit-eating bat), 921 nucleotides long. Its product is annotated as RING1 and YY1-binding protein-like. Gene Ontology annotation, biological process: positive regulation of DNA-templated transcription. The record is from RefSeq and is a predicted model, not a curated record. Gene Ontology annotation, molecular function: transcription coregulator activity; DNA binding. Gene Ontology annotation, cellular component: nucleus. Lineage: Eukaryota; Metazoa; Chordata; Mammalia; Chiroptera; Phyllostomidae.